GAGUAGUACUUGCUGAGAACACCCCCCCAACUUCUUUUUUCUUUCUUUCUUUUCCUUUGAAAUUCUCUUUUCCAACAACAACAACAACAACAACAACAACAACCCAUAAGUCUAAGAAAAAAUCGAUUAUAUAUUGAACUGCUGUUCUUUUUCCACCCCCAUUCAAUUAUCUUCUCUCUCUUCCACUAUCUGACUCAACACUACUAAAACACUCAAAACCAACACUCUUCAACCCUCCACGCGCUCGAAUGGACAAGACACUUUCUGACUAUGACCAAAGUCUUGAAGAGCUGGAGCGGCAACGGGAGCAUCUCGAACUUGUAAUGAAAAAGAUGGGUCAAGAAUGGGAAGAAAGUGGUGCAGGCAUUGGUUGGAUGGGUUCAUUGGAACAAAUCCAAGCAGCAGCAGCAGCAGCGGACUCUUCAGACGCAUCGCCUUCGAAGAACGUGUUACAGCCACUGGAUAACGACGCUUCUAAUGACCAGCACCCUGUUGCUCUCGAUCAAUCGCAACAUGAACAAAUAUGCGAUCCAUACCCGACGACACCACUUUCACCUGAAUCUCAACUUGGCUCUGAGGGUGGGUUAGUGACAGCAGAUAAGCUGCAACAACAACAACAACAACAACAGCAACAACAGCAGCAGUCGUUACACUUGUUGAUGCAACAAGCAUCGCCGACCAGUGGACCUUCACCCGAUUAUCUCCAAUCAUUACUCAAUGUCAAUGAGGCGCUGCUGGCACAGAGCCUGACGACGGUGAACAAUAACAACAUGCCCAGCAGUAGUAACGUUGAACAACAGUCCAAUAACAACAACGGCGACUUGCAGCUUGUCGGUAUGCCGUCACUACAAGGACCUGCUUCUUUGGAUGGGAGCGACGCAACGGCAUCCAUCAUGUCACCACCCGUGACGCCAGAGGAGUAUUCUGCUGUCCGUGCGUCUUGCCUAAGCAGGAGUACUUCUUUGGCGAAAAGCGCUGUGCGCCCAUCAACUACUACCGCUACUACUACUAUAACGGUUACGCCUAAUAUUCCUACUGCAUCAUCAUCAGCAUCUUCUUCUUCUUCUUCUUCUUCAGCUCAACAAUAACAAACAUGCAACACCAUGAUCCUCUACAACAACAACAAAAAAAAAGCAAGCAAUUAUUCUUUUCUCCAUUCAUUAUACACACACACGCACCCCAUUAACGUUUUUUUCCAAGAAAAAAUGUUGAUAUCCCCUCCCCUCCCUCCCCUUUCACACUUUUAUGGCAUGCAAUUAUUUCU
Molecule: messenger RNA, 1264 nt
Organism: Zychaea mexicana
Lineage: Eukaryota; Fungi; Mucoromycota; Mucoromycetes; Mucorales; Lichtheimiaceae
Exons: 2
Coding region: 249-1088 (279 amino acids)
Source: RefSeq, a predicted model, not a curated record